Messenger RNA from Exophiala mesophila, 423 nucleotides. RefSeq lists its product as uncharacterized. The record is from RefSeq and is a predicted model, not a curated record. The transcript has a single exon. Gene Ontology annotation, molecular function: transmembrane transporter activity. Gene Ontology annotation, cellular component: membrane. The coding region runs from base 1 to 423 and encodes 140 amino acids. NCBI's taxonomy places the organism in Eukaryota, Fungi, Ascomycota, Eurotiomycetes, Chaetothyriales, Herpotrichiellaceae.
AUGGCUACACCCAUUGCACCCCUCACCGCAACGGACGAGGUCAAAGCUUCGGAAGGGAAUGAUUUCAUUGAGGUCAUGAAGGAGGUCAGCGAUGAGAUUGACCAUGCCGCUGAAAGAGCAGUCACCCGAAAGACAGAUCGCAUCCUUCUACCAGUGCUCUGCACUUUGAUGCUGGUUGCAUUCCUUGAUCGCACGAAUAUCGGCUCGGCUCGAGUGUUUGGCCUCGAUGCAGACCUUAACAUGACUGGAAGUGACUACAACAUUGCCCUGUUCAUCUUCUUCAUCCCGUAUCUACUGUUGGACGUUCCUGCAAACAUCAUCAUGAAAAAGGUCCAGCCUCCAUACUAUUUCACCUUUCUUAUAUUUUCCUGGGGUAUGGAUAUCUGGACCCCUGAUCUUGGAAAUGGAGACAUGCUUACAUGA